AUGUCCGCUAUCCUCCUUCGCAACCACCUCACGCGCCAUCACGACUCUUUCCUCACGCCACUCCUCUCCCCAGCCGCUCGCUCCUCCCUCCACUUUGUCCUCCUCUCCUCGCUCCAACAAGAGCCCAUCAAAUCCAUCCCUAAGAAGCUCUGCGACACCAUCUCCGAACUCACCGCCACAAUUCUCCCCGAUGACCCCUCCGCCUGCGACGUGGCAUUGUGCACUAAAACACAAUGUCCAAUCGGCCCCCUCGUUAUGCGUCUCUACUUCCUCCGUGGCGGGAACCGUGUUUGGCUUUCCAACUUCCUCGAAACAGCCGGCUUCCCCUUCAUGCUACUCCCCCUCGCCGUCUCUUACUUCCGUCGGCGCGCAGCGGCGGGGACCGCUAAACCCAAUCCGGUCUCCAUGAAACCCCCUAUCCUCGCGGCCUCCGUCUUCAUCGGAGUCCUCACCGGCCUCGACGACUAUCUCUACGCCUACGACGUGGCGCGCCUCCCCGUGUCCACGUCAUCACUCAUCAUCGCCACACAACUCGGCUUCACCGCCCUGUUCGCGUUCCUGCUGGUGCGCCAGAAGUUCACCUCGUACUUCGUGAACGCAGUAGUUUUGCUUACCGUUGGCGUCGGCGUUCUGGCGCUCCACAGCAGCGGAGACCGCCCCCCCGGCAAGUCCGUGAAGGCCUACGUGAUGGGGUUCGUGAUGACAGUAAUCGCUGCAGCAUUGUAUGGCUUCGUGUUACCCAUGGUGGAGUUGUUGUACAAAAAAACCAAACAACCCAUUACCUAUUCCCUUGUCAUGGAGAUUCAGUUCGUGAUGUGCUUCUCCGCCACUCUCUUUUGCCUCAUCGGCAUGAUCAUUAACAACGACUUUAAGGUGAUUCCGCGAGAAGCUAAAACAUUCAAGCAAUGCCACGUCGCUAAAUGA
Molecule: messenger RNA, 924 nt
Organism: Vigna angularis (adzuki bean)
Lineage: Eukaryota; Viridiplantae; Streptophyta; Magnoliopsida; Fabales; Fabaceae
Product: purine permease 1
Exons: 3
Coding region: 1-924 (307 amino acids)
Cellular component (GO): membrane
Molecular function (GO): purine nucleoside transmembrane transporter activity
Source: RefSeq, a predicted model, not a curated record